UGGCACCAAUCGAAAAAGUGUUUGCAUCCGCGUCCGUGACCGUAAACCAUUGUAGCUGGCUGCGAAAUCGGUUGUAUCUGCAUUGGCAUUCGCCACCGGGAAGCACUCCACCGUGUCCGCAAUAAUCGAGCAAGUGAACACCGUCGUCCGAACGCUAUCCGAGAGUGUGCGCCGAUACGCGGUCGGUGGCCGUCGCACAGUUGGAAUGUCCGAGGAGCGCCCUGCCAUCGCUGCGACGCCUGCCCCUCCGCAUCAUGCGUCCAUGUUGCAGUGCAUCGGUGGUGGAAGUGUCGAUACGGACGGCGACCACACGGGGACGCUGGUAACGGCCGCAGCAGCUGCCACUGCGGCUGCCGUUGCGGCCGCCUCGUCCACCGUACCGGCCGCCGCUUCCGCCAUCGCAGGCGCAUCCAUCGCCCUGACAGAGCCUGCGUCGGAUCCGACCAUUACACCGCUGGGUCCAUCGCCACCGGGCUCGAUUGUGAACGGUAUCGCUGGGCCCGAUCCGGCCGGAUUGCCCGAAUUUCUGCCGCUAGAUGAUAACGAAGACGAUGGGGACGAGUCGAUUAGCAUCGAGCGGAUACGCCAGUAUCUGUCCGACAAGCUUGGUUUCUACACGGCUGAUCGGUUCGACAACAAGGACGGAUCCGGUGGCGCCGCAAGUCGGAGCGUGUUAGAAACAGUCGAUAUCGACGGUGUGUUGAAACAUUGGAAAAAUGGAGGCUUUAAAAAGAUCGUCACCAUGGUCGGUGCCGGAAUAUCAACCUCCGCCGGUAUACCGGACUUUCGCUCUCCGGAUACGGGACUGUACAACAACUUGAUGAAGUACAAUCUGCCGUACCCGCAGGCCAUAUUUGAGCUGGAAUAUCUUUACCAAAAUCCGAAACCAUUCUUUACACUGGCCAAGGAACUGUAUCCCGGCACGUUCAAACCAACACCGUCACACUAUUUCGUCCGGCUGCUUGAACAGAAAGGUUUGUUGGUGCGCCACUAUACACAAAACAUCGACACGUUGGAACGCAUCGCCGGCAUUAGCGAGGAAAAGAUCGUCGAAGCACACGGAACGUUCUACACCAACCACUGUCUCCAGUGCAAGACGGCCUACAGUUUGGAGUUCGUGAAGGAGAUAAUAUUCACCGACGAAGUACCAACCUGCCCUUGCGGUGGCGUCAUCAAACCGGACAUAGUGUUUUUCGGCGAAGGUUUACCGGAGCGGUUUCACAUGCUGCCCCACCAGGACUUUGCCGAUUGUGAUCUUCUUAUUAUAAUGGGAACGUCCCUUACCGUGCAACCGUUUGCUUCCCUGGUGGAGUACGCCAAUGAUGAUUGUGUCCGGUUGUUAAUUAACCGGGACAAGGUCGGGUGCAGUAAUUUCGGGUUCCUGCGCUCAAUGAUGUUCGGCGAAGGGUUGUGCUUCGAUCUGCCCGGCAAUAGGCGUGACGUUGCCUGGACGGGCAACUGCGACGACGGGUGUUUCUUUUUAGCCGACCAACUUGGCUGGGGUGAUGAAUUGCGGAAGUUGGUCGAAACGGAACACGCAAAGAUUAAACCGAUUCGACCACUGGCAACGAACCCGGUCGUUCCAAUCGUAGAUGGAACGGAUGCAGUUGUUGAUAUGGAACCAACACCGAUCGUGGACGUCCACCAUCAGCAACCCCACACGAUCCUAAACGAUGAUCAUUGUCUGGUGGACGAUAGCGAAUGUCUGCUGCCAGAGGAUGAACACUUUAACGAUAUUGCCGAUGGUCUUUCAGCACAGGGCGGCGGUCCGGUGUGUGCUGGUGGCGGCGAGGAAAGUGUCCAGGCAAUGGCUACCGAUCCGCAUCACGAUCCACACGAUGAACCGUCUGUUCAUGAGCAUCUGCAGCAUAAUCAUCAUCAUCAUCAUCACCAUCACCCUCUUUCUCAUGAACCGCAGCACGAGAAAAUGGACGAGCAUCAUGACGACGAGGAGGUAGUGGUAGAGCAGCAUCCGAAGACGACCUUGUCGUUGGAAGACAAAACUUAAGACUCCAACACAACACACCACACAAAUGGGUAAGAACAAUUUAAUCGAUUGCAUAAAAAUAUGUUUAAACAAAGCCAGAAAAGUUACGACGCGACGGCGGGACGCUUCCACAAUUUUACCACAGAGCGAAGCAGGUGUACACGGUUAAAAAAACAGAACGAAUCCCUCUUUUAACUAAUUCCAAUUCCGAUUAUAUACUAGUUAAGUUAAUCACAAUCACCUCGACCUUGGCUGCACACCUCCUCAGAGCUAUUUUAUUAUAAAAAAACAGACACACAAAGUUGCACAAACACAAGUCUCUUCUUUUAAUUGCUUGCUUGUACGCCGGACUGUUUUCUUUCUACUACUUAUGUCCCUUCGCACUGACGGACAGGGCUGUAUUGGAAAUAGUGAAUUGUGGAAGAAAGAGAGAGAGAAAGAUACAGAAGGAAUAUCGAUUAAUUUUAGACAAGAACAGUCGUUACUUUUCAAGAAAUCCGUAAGACAUCGAUCUCCGGGAACGCAACUUGUAUAGUGAUAAGUUGGACAUGAACCAAACUCUUUUUCCCGAUUGUUCAUCUCAACGGUGCAAUUAUCAAAACAUUGUGGAUGUAAGGGACGAUCAUCUCGCAACAACAUGUGUCCCAUUCAUUUUCACGAUCAACGAUCGUACCCAUAUGUUUGCAGAAGAUGCAACAGAAAAAGCUUCUUCAAUGUGUGUAAUUAUUGUUUCCAUGAUCUUCUUCCCAGUGGAAGUGGCUUUGAAAGAAUCGCAAAACAAACGACACAACAAAUAAUAAGAAAUUAACGGAAAUUAACAUUCACAAACACACAAACAAACAAACAAACAAAAUCGAUAAGUUGAAUAGUGUAGGAAUAAUAUAUUUUUAACUUUCGCAUCCUAGCAGAAUGAGCAAACACUAGCAAGAUAGUUGGAUUUCGGCGCCGUUGGCUUGCAAACAUGAGGGGUCACUCAGGACGUUAGUGCUGUUGCAGGUUUGGUAUUCUACAACAGUUAUGGUGUGCAAAAAUUACCACCAUAAUCGCUAUUCGCUAACGAAUGAUAAGCCAAACAGCGAAAGAAUAUAAAAUGCAUUAUAUUGCAUAAUUUCUGCUAGAAAAAAAGAAACAAAAGUGCGAUCCGUGGUGAGGAUCGACCACAAGACCAGAGCGAAGGGACGGUGCAAACAAACUAAAGCUGUGCGGAGUCGGAAAGGAGAAACAAACAUUACACGGAGAACAUUGUACAGUCAUUGCCCGAGUUACGCGAAUAUUACGUGCCGGAGAAACUGGCGCUACUCAAGUUUCCGCAUAAAUCAAAUUUUGGAUUAAGUACAAUGGGAUUGAAUACUAAUUUUCCCCCACUUUAUCAUUUACUUUAACCUCUUUU
Anopheles moucheti is the source of this 3377-nucleotide messenger RNA. Its product is annotated as NAD-dependent protein deacetylase sirtuin-2-like. Gene Ontology annotation, molecular function: NAD+ binding. The transcript is spliced from 4 exons. The record is from RefSeq and is a predicted model, not a curated record. Bases 206 to 2008 code for a protein of 600 amino acids. Lineage: Eukaryota; Metazoa; Arthropoda; Insecta; Diptera; Culicidae.